UUUGCAUGCGAGCUGUGUUGCAUGUCUUUUACUCGCAGGCACGAUUUGAAUCGACACAUGCGGCAGCAUAUGCCUGAGCGUCCUUUUGUAUGCGGUCGCUGCAGUCGAACAUUUUUGAGAAAGGUAAAUAUAAUGCGUUGCUUGCUUUUCUAA
Molecule: messenger RNA, 153 nt
Organism: Batrachochytrium dendrobatidis JAM81
Lineage: Eukaryota; Fungi; Chytridiomycota; Chytridiomycetes; Rhizophydiales
Exons: 1
Biological process (GO): regulation of transcription by RNA polymerase II
Cellular component (GO): nucleus
Molecular function (GO): DNA-binding transcription factor activity, RNA polymerase II-specific
Source: RefSeq, a predicted model, not a curated record